AUGGUCAGCCCCUUUGAUCGUCGCCCUUUGCCUGACUACUUUAUCUCUUCUCCUCUGGUCGCCCUCCUCUACCCGCUUCAUCAGCUGCUCCUCCGUCUCCGUGGACCUCCCCGACUCGCACCGCCCGAUGCCCUUCGUGUCGUCUGCAUCUCCGACACGCAUACCCUCGAAUGGCCUGAUAUACCCGAUGGGGACCUUCUCAUCCACGCGGGUGACCUCUCCAAUGAUGGCUCGGUGCGCGAGAUCCAAACCACGGUGAACUGGCUCCGAAGCCUGCCACACCGACACAAGGUCGUGAUUUGCGGGAACCACGACGGCUACUUCGAUGUGCGUUCGCGCUGCGCCGAAGACCGCGACGACCCCUCGUCGACGAACUCCUCCUUUGCGGCCGUCUCGUCCUCCACGGCGUCCAUCCACUCGCUCAACGAGCUCAACGCCGCAUCCCGCAUUGACUGGGGCGACAUCCACUAUCUGCAACACUCGGCCGUGACCCUGACCUUCCCUCCGCCCGAGUCCUCGUCGUCCUCCACCACAGCCCUGACCAGCGCCCGUCCCCGCUCCCUCAACAUCUACGGCGCGCCCCAGAUCCCUGCCAUCGUGCCUCUCGGCCCGGAACAUGCCUUCCCCUACCCGGCACACCACGACGCCUGGUCGCGCACCGUGCCCCCGGAAACCGAUAUCUUGAUCACGCACACGCCGCCGCAGUCGCACCUCGACCUCUCGCCCGUGUUUUCGACCGGCUGUCCCAACCUUCUGGCCGAGGCCUGGCGCGUGCGGCCCGCGCUGCACGUCUUCGGCCACAUCCACGAAUCCGCCGGCCAGGAACCCGUCUUCUGGGACGAGGCCCAACGCGCCUGGGAGCGGCUGUGCACUGCGCGCCGCCCGCGCGCCCAGUAUAGUCGUCUGGCUUCUUUGCCGGGCUUCCUGCGCGAUCUCUUUGAUCUGCCCGGCUGGCUGGACGUCGCCCGCGUCGUGGCCUAUGGUGUCUUGGGCGUCGUGUGGGCGCGGAUCUGGGGCGGCGAGAACCGCAGCGGUGGCUGGAUGGUCAAUGCCGCUUGCAUGUACCGUGCUAGUGGCCGGCUGGGGAACCCCCUCAGCGUGCAUGGCGUCUUUUCGACCUAG
Penicillium alfredii is the source of this 1122-nucleotide messenger RNA. Its product is annotated as metallophosphatase domain-containing protein. The transcript has 2 exons. The coding region runs from base 1 to 1122 and encodes 373 amino acids. NCBI's taxonomy places the organism in Eukaryota, Fungi, Ascomycota, Eurotiomycetes, Eurotiales, Aspergillaceae. The record is from RefSeq and is a predicted model, not a curated record. Gene Ontology annotation, molecular function: hydrolase activity.